GUUGUAGCUAUGCGACUCCGUACUCCAUACACCCACCGUCCAUUCUCACGAUCGCUUCCCAUCUUCACCUUCUGCCUCUGCAUAUCCACAUCACUAACCAGCCAGCCAAGGGCGCAGCAGCAGGGCUACCGUACCGCUUGGUUCCCUAGAUGUUUUAUAUGGUAUGGAGGGUUGAUUCAUGGUCGUUUCCUAGCUCCUUUCCUUCUUCAGCUUCUUCCGCUUCUUCUCCUGCUCCUUGUUAGCAUCCACUCUCGGAUACCCAUCCUCGCCUUGUCGCUCCAUGUAUUUGCCUACCUUCCUUAGGUCUACUGUCGUUUUGAUACAUCGCUGCGCGUAUAUAUCUGUCUAUAUCCCCUCUCCGUCGUAUUUUCCCUCGUUCGUCUCCCUUCGACUAGCUUGAAAUCCCGACCGCUCCGCUCCAUUAUCCGUCGACGUGCUAUGCGCAUCGGCGACCGCCCAUUCUCUUCUCGAUGUACCAUCUCCGCCGCUUGACCAUCGCCGCCCUCAUCCUCACCACUAUCGUCUUCACCCUCACCUUCCUGCCCCGCCUGCUCAACCCGGUCCCGCCUAGCAAGGAGAAACGGGAGGCCGACCAGCGAUGGAUCGACACCUCUCCAUACUGGCUGGACCGGCAAGCCUGCCGUUGGUUCAGUCUCUGCGGCCUGCUACAUCUCAAGGCCGAUCCUCCCGCGAGGCCAAAGAAUAAGGAUGGUGGCGGCCAUAGGCACGAUUUGAGACAUAUAAGAGAAGGGAGGGCGUCGGAAGCAACGUCGAUAGGAGGACAGCUGAGAGGGAUUCCGGAAUACGUCCUGACCUACGCGCCGCUUAUCCAUCUUUACUCCCAGGAAUUCUUCUGGCCCUCUGAUAUCGCCGACCAUAUGCAGCAUGUGAUACCCGACCUCAGCGGGGACGACUGGCCUCUCAACGACACUCGGGUCCCGACCCUAGCCAAUCUCCACAAGUUAAGCGUCGAGCUAGGGUUCCGACACCUUAAGAGCAAGGAUGACGUCGAAACUCGUCCGCGGUGGCUUCACAGCAAGGAUAAUAAACCCACCGCCUUCGAUGACGGAUCCAACGACGGUAGCGAUGGGAGCAACGACGGCCCGGACCCGAGCGAGCAGUUGAGCGAGGACACGACCUGGUUCGAUGUGGAUCGGGAGCACCCCUUACGUCGGAUCUCAGACCCUCGGAAGCUACCUGGCGGCAUUCCGAAACAACAGCAGCGGAAGGAGCUAGCUAAGCGGUCCCGAGCCGUCCGUGCCCGCGAGCAGCAUCGGCUCCUAUCCCAGGCCGCGCAGGAUAACCAGAACAAACCCGACGAGUCGGGAUACUCGCGCGCCCCCGUCACUCUCAUUUUGGUGGACAAAGGGUCCGGCAUCGUCGACGCCUUCUGGUUCUUCUUCUACGCCUACAACCUGGGGCAGACGGUCCUAGGCACCCGCUACGGGAACCACGUUGGUGAUUGGGAGCACACCAUGAUCCGGUUCGAGUCGGGCAUCCCGCGCGCCGUCUACUUCAGCGAGCAUGAGGGCGGGCAGGCCUACGCCUGGCGCGCCGUGGAGAAGCAGCGCAGCAACGUGACCGAGGUGCAGAGGCCGGUCAUCUACAGCGCGGUGGGGUCGCACGCGAUGUACGCCACGCCUGGGAACCACGCGUACGUGCUGCCGUUCGGGAUGCUCAAGGAUGUAACGGACCGGGGCCCGCUCUGGGACCCGGCCAAGAACCUGCGCGCGUACUGGUACGACUACGCCGCGGCCGGACGCGGGGUGGGCGCCGGCGACGAAGCAGACGACAAGGGCCUCGAGCCGACGAGCGAGAACCCGAACGCGCCGACGGACUGGUUCCACUACCGCGGCACAUGGGGCGAUGACCUGUACGGGCUCGACGACCAGCGGCAGUGGCGCCUGUUCGGCCAGUACCACUACGUGGCGGGCCCGCAGGGUCCCAAGUUCAAGAACCUCGGUCGCGAGAAGGUGUGCCUCAACUGGAAGUGCCGGAUCAUACACAGCAUCGCCGAAGGCAGGAAGGGGAGCUGGCACUCGUGAGGCGAGGUCGGGUCGCGCAUAUGACGAGACAGCGGAUGUGGGGUUGUACAUAUGAGGUCUUAUUACGUUAGAACUAACCAAGCACUUACAACGGGUUUCCGAGGCGUUCACGGUCACGGCGAUAGAUACCCCUGACCGCGGCAGCGGU
Durotheca rogersii is the source of this 2193-nucleotide messenger RNA. RefSeq lists its product as uncharacterized. The transcript has a single exon. NCBI's taxonomy places the organism in Eukaryota, Fungi, Ascomycota, Sordariomycetes, Xylariales, Xylariaceae. Bases 471 to 2045 code for a protein of 524 amino acids. The record is from RefSeq and is a predicted model, not a curated record.